This is a messenger RNA of Notodromas monacha, 1483 nucleotides long. Lineage: Eukaryota; Metazoa; Arthropoda; Ostracoda; Podocopida; Cyprididae. The record is from the annotation of a GenBank genome assembly.
GUAAUUCAUCUCGAAUUGAUUUUUCAGGAAACAUGAUAUGAAGAUCUCUUUCAAUUAAAGCGCGUUAUGCCUGUGGAUAUCGAGAAACUAGCUGAAGGCUGGUUGGAACUCGAAAGUGAUCCCGGAUUAUUCACAUUGCUUCUCGAAGAUUUCGGUGUACGGGAAGUGGAAGUGCGUGAAGUCUACGACGUAUCUGAAAAGUUCUGGAAUGAGGGACUCGGCGAAACGCGAGUGUUCGGAUUUAUCUUUCUCUUCAGAUGGAAUCAAGCGCGUAACAGGGGAAGACGGAAACAUUUGCGCAGUCUCCCGGCGCAAGUCGUGGAAUACGUGCAAGAGAAAGAAGUCGUCAACAGCAUGUUCUUCGCGCGUCAAAUGGUUCAAAACAGUUGCGCUACACACGCACUUCUAUCAGUGGUCCUCAACUGCCCCGACAUCGAUUUAGGUCCCACGUUGAACCGUUUGAAAGCUCAUACCUACGGCAUGGACCCAGAGAACAAAGGAUGGGCAAUAGCGAACACUCCGCAGCUAGCGAGGGACCACAACGCUCAUGCUAGUCCUCAAGCGCAAAGAUCUCACAUUGCUACUCAAACCGGAGCUCAGUUCUCUACUAACUCGAUAUCCCAACCGUCAGUAGGAACAAAAUCUCGCAUCAUGUCGAGUUGCACUACUACUGUGUCUACCGAAACGUUCCAUUUCGUGUCAUACGUACCGAUUCACGGAAGGUUGUAUGAGCUUGACGGAUUGAAACCGUCGCCGAUUGAUCACGGACCAGUUGAACCAGGGGAUUGGACUGCGAAGUUUAGGAAUAUUAUCAUGGCCAGACUUGGGAUCGAACUCGAGUCUGGACGCAUCGUUAACCAAGACGACGAAAUACAUUUUUCGUUGAUGGCUGUGAUACCUCACCAAGGUGCGAGUUUUGUGCGGAAACGUUCCAAGCUUCUUCAGUGGAAGGCGGUGUUGGACUUUGCCCUGAUCGAAGGAAACCUGGACAAGAUCGACGACACCGUUCGUUCCUCCGUGAUUGAAUACAAGGCCAGCAAACGCGAAGCUUUCGGGGAAAUCGACGCGGAACUCAUCAGCAAAAUCGCCGAGGAAAUCAAUGAAGACAUUGACGUCAUCGACAUGGCCAUCCGGGAUGAAGCUGAAAAGCAGCGAAAGUACCGGAUAGACGAUGCCCGGAGAGCUCACAACUACGACGGCUUCAUCACCACCUUCCUCUCCAUGCUGGCAUCGCAGGGAACAUUAGAAGAGUUGCUGAGGGACCAUUUUCAUAAACCAGUGUGUGGUUUGACGGAUUUGACAGCUAGUGUGGUUUUGAAUUCCGGAGAGAGUCAAAUCGUCAUUCCUAGGCCUUUGAAACGGAUCAGUGCGAACGGGAAGAAAGCGUCCGCCACGAGGCGGCGGACGAAGCGCGGGCGACCAAAGAAGGGGCUUGUCAAAAAGUGAAAAUUGCAGGAAAGAUUGUUAUAUUUUUUUCUCAAUA